Molecule: messenger RNA, 1278 nt
Organism: Salvia splendens (bonfire salvia)
Lineage: Eukaryota; Viridiplantae; Streptophyta; Magnoliopsida; Lamiales; Lamiaceae
Exons: 2
Coding region: 1-1278 (425 amino acids)
Source: RefSeq, a predicted model, not a curated record
AUGUCCCACCGCAUCAAAGAGUCAACCAACAGUACUUCCAAGGGAAUCAACAGCACAAUCAGCCACCAUACCAACCAGAGCACUACGGGCCGUCAGACUACCCUCAGCUUAGCCACGGUGGAGGACCUUCGAAUCAAAGAUAUAAUAGGCACCCCAAUGAAGGAGGCUCAGAAGGAGCAGAGGGCAGCGCUGGACAUGCUUACAAAGCAGUUAUCUCAAGUUGCCAUGUCGCUGGGAGAGCUGAGAGGCAACGAGGGGAAAAUCCCUGCUACGGUGCAACAGCCUGGGCGCGAGAACAUUAGUGAAGUCUCCCUGAGGUCAGGGAAGGUAUACCAGAGCCCCAGCCCACCUGCGGUACCAUCGGUAUCUAAGCCUGGACCAAGCCACGAAGAAGAAGGAGAAUCCAGUGGAGCUGAUCAAGCCAAAGGAAGGGACAAAAGGAAAGCGAAAAUGGGCGGCGAGACCUCAAGAAAAAGUCAAGGAGAAGAAGCUGAGAAGGUCAAGCCCUACCCAUAUCGUGGAAUGAUCACCAGGAAGAAAGAUGCCACGAUCGAUGUGGCCAAUCUAUUUAAAGACGUGGAAGUCAAUGUGCCACUCUUGUCGGCAUUAAAGAUGCCCCCAGUCAGUAAAUUCAUUAAGGACUACCUAGCGGGCAAGGUAAAUGAAGAAAGGAAAAUUAUUACAGAAGAAAAUGUCUCUGCAGUGAUCCAGCGGAGCGACCUCCCAUCAAAGAAAACUGACCCAGGGAUGUUCAUGCUCCCGAUUUCAAUUGGGGAUAUUCAAGUGGAGCACGCAAUGUGCGAUUUAGGGGAAUCCAUCAAUGUUCUGCCGUAUGCUAUCUACAAAAAGCUGGGAGAGGCCAAGCUCGUCGAUACUGAUAUCAUGAUACAGCUGGCCGACAGAUCUUGCAUUCACCCGGAGAGGAUUCUUGAAGAUGUAAUCGUGAAGGUGAACAAUUUUCUGUACCCAGCUGACUUCUUCGUCAUCAAGAUGACAGAGCCAGCAGCGAAGGAGUCCAGCGGAGUUCUGUUGGGAAGACCAUUCCUGUCGACGACCAGCACUAUAAUCGACGUCCGUAAUGGGACGAUCAGCCUAGAUUUCAACGGAGAGCAAUUCAUGUUCGACAUUGACGAAGCAAUGAAGAGGCCGGCAGACAGUGAGAAUGUGUACUCAGAGGACGUGACCGAACCGCUGAUGCAGGAGUAUCUGGAGGAGGAGUUCCUACUGAUAAGGCCCUAUUUCAUGCAUCGGUUUAGGGGUAAAAAGUACGCUACUUGA